AUGAAAUUGGAAUCAAUAGAAUUUCCUGCAACACUAAAAUCCUUUUGGAGUGAUGCAUUUUCAAAUUGUGUCAAUCUUUCAACUAUUUUAUGCAAUGGAAAUAUAUCUUCAAUUGGAUUUGCUGCAUUUAAUAAUUGCUAUAAUCUUUUAUCAAUAUCGUUGAAAAGUUCUAAAAUUGAAAUUGAAUCUUAUGCGUUUCAUAAUUGCUACAAUCUUAAUAAUAUAUCAUUACAAGCAGACCUGAUUUCAACUAGUUAUGUUUCCUUUAAUAGUGGUUUUAAUCUUUCAUCUAUUAUAAUUAAUUGCCAAAAUUUAUCAAUAGCUGCAGAUUCUUUUUCCGAUUGCAAUAAGCUAUCUAAUCUUACACUUAAUUGUCAUAUAAUUAAUCUUGGUCCAGCAUCGUUUAAUAGAUGCUAUAGUUUAUUAUCUCUAAAUCUUACAGGAAGUCUUACUUCAAUAGAAAAUCAUGCAUUUGCUGGUUGCUUUGAAUUAGAAUCGCUUUUUAUUAACUGUCCUCUUGUUUCUAUAGCUGAGAAUGCAUUUCAUAAUUGCAGGAAAUUGAAGUCAAUUAAAUUUCCUAAAACAUUACGAUCAAUAGGUUAUAAAGCAUUUUGGAAUUGUCAAAGCUUGAAAACAUGUAUUUUCAGUUCAGACAUAUCGAUAAUUGAUAAUGAAGCAUUUGCUAAUUGUUACAACUUAACUUCUAUAUCAUUAUCAGGGGAUUCUAUUAAAAUCUCUUCAAAUGCAUUUAACAAUUGUUACAAUCUUGAGUCAUUAUUAAUUAGUUGUAAUAAUAUGUAUAUAGAUAACGGAGCAUUUUCUAAAUGUUACAGCUUAGGAAUCCUAUCUCUAAAUUGCAAUAUUACGAAAAUUGGUCGAGGUGCUUUUUCUGAUUGUUAUAAUGUAAAAUCAUUAAUUCUUAAUGGAAAUAUGACUUCGAUAGAAGAAUCUUCAUUUUUGAAUUGUCUUUUAGUUGAAUCCAUUGAAAUAUAUUGUAAUAUCGAAGCAAUUGCUACAAAUUCAUUCGCAAAUUGUAAUAAACUUUCAAAACUAAUACUUCCACCUACAAUCAGCACAAUUGGAGCUUCAGCAUUUACAUCUUGCCACUCCUUACGAUCUCUAUCAAUUACUUCUGAUAAUCUAACAAUAUCCGAUAAGGCAUUUAGUAAUUGUUAUUCAUUGAAAAGUAUAUCAUUAAAUUCUAAUAUUUCAACAAUUUCUAGCAAGGCAUUUGAUAAUUGCAAAAAUUUAACAUAUUUAUCUUUCAAGGGAGGUUCUAUUAACAUAUCAUCGUAUUCAUUCACAAAUUGCCACAAUUUGUCAUGCAUCUUAUUGAAAUGUGCUUCUUCAUAUAUGAGCUAUCUCAGUGAUUCAUCAUUCCAGAAUGCAAAGAAUCUUAAGUCUCUUAUUUUAUACGACAACAAAAUUUCAUUUGGAAAUUUAUUUGAUAACUUAGAAUCACAAUUUACAAUUUUCUAUUAUGGAAAAGAUGAUUUCGAAAAUAAAAGUUCUCUAAGACUCAUUGAGAAGAACAUUGAAAAAGUUUUAACACAUGAAAAAUACACAUCUUCUCAGUUUAUAAAGUUCUUGAACGAAAUCCUACGUGCUUAUACAAGCAAAUUGAAUAUUCAAACAAUCAUGAAUUAG
Trichomonas vaginalis G3 is the source of this 1647-nucleotide messenger RNA. RefSeq names its product regulation of response to stimulus. The coding region runs from base 1 to 1647 and encodes 548 amino acids. The record is from RefSeq and is a predicted model, not a curated record. NCBI's taxonomy places the organism in Eukaryota, Parabasalia, Trichomonadida, Trichomonadidae. The transcript has a single exon.